GAAGUGAGGAGUGAAACAGUUUAUUUACCGCUGAACAAGUUAUUUCGAUUAAACUGAAGUCAACCACGGAGAGUAUUUUUUGUUUGUGGAAAUAAAUUAUAAUCAUUUUGAAUCUAGAAAUAUCUCUGCGAGUGCUUAUUAAGAAAUUUACUGAGUCUUAGACCUCCUCCUCUGGACUACUCUGCUAUCUUUAUUUUUAUUUUUUCAAACUUUUUUGUAAGUAAGUAAAUAAACUUCACCGAAGACCCAAAGGAUCAUCCAUGAUCGCUCUGCACGGAGGACAGAAAGCAGCCGGCGUGCCCUUUCCCACACACAAGAGAACAGUGAAGAUGACAACAUGGUUCCUGUGCUAAGCUCCAAAAAAGCGAGUGAACUGCCCGUCAAUGAAGUGGCGUGCGCUCUUCAGGCCAACCUUCAGUAUGGGCUGAGCGAGGAGGAAGUGGUGCGCCGCAGGAUCUACCAUGGCUGGAACGAAUUUGACAUCAGCGAAGAGGAGCCGCUGUGGAGGAAGUACAUCUCCCAGUUUAAAGAUCCGCUCAUCCUGCUGCUGCUGGCUUCAGCCGUCAUCAGCGUUCUCAUGCGCCAGCUUGACGACGCCAUCAGCAUCACUGUGGCCAUCAUCAUCGUAGUGACCGUCGCGUUCGUCCAGGAGUAUCGCUCGGAGAAGUCUCUAGAGGAGCUCGGCAAGCUGGUUCCUCCGGAAUGUCACUGUGUCAGGCAAGGACAGCCGCAGCACAUGUUGGCCAGAGAACUGGUGCCUGGAGACACCGUCUGUCUGUCAGUGGGGGAGAGGGUCCCGGCAGACCUCCGCCUCUUUGAGGCCAGCGACCUUUCUGUGGAUGAGUCCAGUCUGACAGGGGAGACGGCGCCUUGCUCCAAGUCCACCACGCACCAGCCGGACGCUACCAACAGAGACAUCGCUUCCCGCAGCAACAUCGCCUUUAUGGGCACGUUGGUGCGCUGCGGCCGAGCCAAGGGAAUCGUCAUCGGAACAGGAGAGAACUCAGAGUUUGGGGAGGUGUUCAAGAUGAUGCAAGCAGAGGAGGCUCCGAAGACGCCGCUGCAGAAGAGCAUGGACCUCCUGGGGAAGCAGCUGUCGCUUUAUUCCUUCGGCAUCAUCGGGGUCAUCAUGCUAGUGGGCUGGCUGCAGGGAAAGAGGAUCCUGGACAUGUUCACCAUCGGUGUUAGUCUGGCGGUGGCGGCCAUUCCUGAGGGUUUACCCAUCGUGGUGACGGUGACGCUAGCGCUUGGCGUGAUGCGCAUGGUGAAGAAAAGGGCCAUCAUCAAAAAGCUUCCCAUCGUGGAGACGCUGGGCUGCUGCAACGUCAUUUGCUCAGACAAAACCGGAACGCUGACCAAGAACGAGAUGACCGUCACGCAGAUGUUCACGGCUGAUGGCCUCCAUGCUGAGGUGACGGGCGUGGGCUACAACGGGGCUGGGGAAGUCCUGGUGGACGGAGAGGUGGUACAUGGAUUUUCACAUCCGUCAUUCAGUAAGAUCGUGGAGGUCAGCUGCGUGUGUAACGACUCUGUCAUCCGAAACGAGACUCUGCUGGGACGGCCCACAGAGGGAGCACUCAUCGCCCUCGCCAUGAAGAUGGGGCUGGAGAGCUUGCAGCAGGAGUAUGUCCGCCAGGAGGAGUAUCCCUUUACCUCGGAGAAGAAGUGGAUGGCGGUGCGCUGCGUUCACCGCACACAGCAGGACAAGGCGGGGGUCUUUUUCGUGAAGGGCGCCUACGAGCAGGUGAUCCGCUUCUGCCGCUCCUACUACAAUAAAGGAACUGCACUUCCGCUCAACCACCAGCAGAUGGAGCUCUACCAGCAGCAGAUCAGUUACAUGGGUACUGCAGGCCUCCGAGUCUUGGCCUUCGCCUCUGGUCCUGAGAUGGGCAGUUUGACCUUCUUGGGGCUGGUUGGCAUCAUCGACCCUCCCAGGUCAGGGGUCAAAGAGGCCGUGGCUGCUCUCAUCAGCUCUGGCGUCGCCAUCAAGAUGAUCACUGGUGACUCCCAGGAGACUGCUGUGUCCAUCGCCAGUCGCCUGGGCCUCUCCUCCAAAGGAUGUCAGUGUCUGUCAGGGGACGAAGUGGACCACCUCGACCUGCAACAGCUCUCUUGUGUCGUCCCCCGAGUCUCAGUGUUCUACAGAGCUAGUCCCAGACACAAGCUAAAGAUCGUCAAGAGUCUCCAGAACAUCGGCGCCGUGGUGGCCAUGACAGGCGAUGGCGUGAACGACGCCGUGGCUCUGAAAGCGGCCGACAUUGGUGUGGCCAUGGGCCAGACGGGCACAGACGUUUGCAAGGAGGCGGCUGACAUGAUCCUGGUUGACGAUGACUUCCAGACCAUCAUGUCGGCCAUCGAGGAGGGAAAAGGCAUCUACAACAACAUCAAGAACUUUGUGCGUUUCCAGCUGAGCACGAGUAUCGCCGCGCUGACUCUCAUCUCCUUGGCGACGCUGAUGAACUUCCCAAACCCGCUGAACGCCAUGCAGAUUCUGUGGAUCAACAUCAUUAUGGACGGACCGCCCGCACAGAGUUUGGGCGUAGAACCCGUGGACCGCGGCGUGAUCCGGCAGCCUCCUCGGAACGUGAAAGACAGCAUCCUCACACGCAGUCUCAUCAUCAAGGUUCUGGUGUCGGCCUUCAUCAUCGUCUGUGGGACGCUCUUCGUCUUCUGGAGAGAGUUGCAAGACAACGUGAUCACUCCUCGGGACACCACCAUGACUUUCACGUGCUUCGUCUUCUUCGACAUGUUCAACGCGCUCAGCUCUCGCUCGCAGACACGUAUGGUCCACGAGAUGGGUCUGUGCAGCAAUAGAACAUUCUGCUUUGCUGUGCUGGCGUCCAUCAUGGGUCAGCUGCUUGUCAUCUACUUCCCGCCUUUGCAGCGCGUCUUCCAGACGGAGAGCCUCAGUUUCUUCGACCUGCUCUUCCUGGUGGCGCUUACGUCGUCAGUGUGCGUGGUGUCGGAGGCCAUUAAGAAGCUGGAGAGGUUGCGACGAGCCGAGACAAGCCCGCCCACAGACUGCUUCCACGAGGUAUGACGUCCUGGUGCCUCCCCUCCGGAGGAUGAAGGUGACAGUCUUAGGGAUUGAAGGACAAUAUAAAAAAGACAAUAUGGCUGAUCUCCCCCAUCACAAACGUUCCUGCUCUGUCCUGCCCCCCCUCGUUGACUCCCCUGACCACUACUGAGCCUGCUUCCGGGAGGUCAAAGACUGCGCCACACCAGAAAGGGAACACGGGUGGAAUACCUUUCACUGCACACAUGCUACCGCUUCGAUUGACUCUGAUGGCGUCCUUGUAAGAAGGACUUUUACAAAAGGCACAGCAGGCAGGUUUCGCUCACUCGCUGUCACUCAUGAGCUGGAGAGGUUUAGCCCAGGAUGUCAAGCGGGUGUCUUCAGGGUCCAAGUGCCCGCCCGCUCUGGUCGUCCUGUGCCUUCGAGGAGAGGCCAUCAUCAUCGCGCUCUUUUUUUUCCCCAGCGCUUUGGAAAUUUUUUGGUGAAAAGGAAGGAAGUAAUUAUUUGUUUUAUAGCGUUACAAUAGAAUAAACCAAAUCUCUUUUACAUAG
This is a messenger RNA of Entelurus aequoreus (snake pipefish), 3567 nucleotides long. RefSeq names its product ATPase secretory pathway Ca2+ transporting 1 (gene atp2c1). Bases 338 to 3040 code for a protein of 900 amino acids. Lineage: Eukaryota; Metazoa; Chordata; Actinopteri; Syngnathiformes; Syngnathidae. The record is from RefSeq and is a predicted model, not a curated record. Gene Ontology annotation, molecular function: ATP hydrolysis activity; ATP binding; P-type calcium transporter activity. The transcript is spliced from 27 exons. Gene Ontology annotation, biological process: manganese ion transport; intracellular calcium ion homeostasis; calcium ion transmembrane transport. Gene Ontology annotation, cellular component: plasma membrane; endoplasmic reticulum; Golgi membrane.